This is a messenger RNA of Syzygium oleosum, 642 nucleotides long. RefSeq names its product pectinesterase-like. Bases 161 to 586 code for a protein of 141 amino acids. Gene Ontology annotation, biological process: cell wall modification. The record is from RefSeq and is a predicted model, not a curated record. NCBI's taxonomy places the organism in Eukaryota, Viridiplantae, Streptophyta, Magnoliopsida, Myrtales, Myrtaceae. Gene Ontology annotation, molecular function: pectinesterase activity; pectinesterase inhibitor activity. The transcript has 3 exons.
ACCGGAUCGCGAUCAACUUAAACAUGAAAUCAAGGGAGAAGAAUCAUUAGAAAAACGAAGAAGAAGAGAGCAGAAAUUGGGUUCGCAAACCGUAUAGAGCAGGCAGUGUUGGGAUCGACCACUACGGAACUAGAUCAAUACGUACCAAACACAGUUAGCCAUGUCCACGUUGAAAGUAUACCUCCCGAUCACUGUUUUUUUCAUUCUCUCGCUGUUGCCCAACCUCAUCGCCACCACAACUCCCCGCGGCCGCCUCCAAGCCACUCGCUCCACAUCCCAAGGCGCUCCCUACCCAGACCUCCGGAAAAUGUUUGAUCUUGUGGUAGCAAAGGACGGCUCCGGAAAUUUCACGUCUAUCAAUGAUGCUGUGGCUGCGGCUCCGAGCAAUAGCAAGAUCAGGUUUGUCAUCUAUAUUAAGGAGGGCGUAUAUUUGGAGUAUGUCAUGGUCAAUACUACGAAGACCAACCAUAUGUUCGUAGGUGAUGGAAUUGGGAAGACUUGGAUCAAGGGCAAUCGAAACUAUGUUGAUGGAUGGAACACUUACCGAUCAGCCACCGUCAGUAAGUUCUUAAAUCUCAGUAUCUAAUCAACUAGGAAAAAUAUAUAUUUAUUCUAAAUCAAAAGACAAAUUGCUCUACUUAA